Molecule: messenger RNA, 1324 nt
Organism: Chiloscyllium plagiosum (whitespotted bambooshark)
Lineage: Eukaryota; Metazoa; Chordata; Chondrichthyes; Orectolobiformes; Hemiscylliidae
Source: RefSeq, a predicted model, not a curated record
GCAGAGGGCUGGAGGGACAAAUCAGAAUGUGGAGUACGUCUGUCUGUUUGCUGAGAGAGAGGGGGAAUACCGCUAACAGCAUAACAGGGAGAGAGAACACCCAUAAAACUGACUUGGACUGAUGAGAUGAGGAAUGAGCAUGCGUCCUGUCAGGAAUCCCCUGUGCUGCCUUUUGCUGGUCACGUUGCCUCUGGGAAUUUUCUUCCUUUGCCUUUGGUCGCUGAAGCCUGACCGUAUUGUCGACGUCAGGUACCGGCUUCCUGGGAUUUCCGAGGGCCAUCUGCGGCAAGGGGUUUGGGAGCCGUCUGAGAAAUAUGCCCACAUCUCCUACAAAGUCAAAGAGAUCGUGGCUGGGCUUCUUCCAAAGAAUGGCUGCCGAUGUGAGAAAGAGGAGCCUGUGAUAAAUGUCCCCUUUGCCAAGCACCUUUUCCGCCAGGUUUCCGUCCAACAGUUUGAGCAGGUCUUCAAAGAAGCCCAACGGGAGGAAUUGAAGAAAAGGAGGGAACAGGAGUAUCAGCAAUUUCUGCAAAGGUCCCAUUCCUCUGCCGACGUCAUGAUCAUCGCCAAAGCCAACACCCCUCUGGAAUACCCCACGCAAGGGCUACAUGUACAGCCCCUCAAAACCAUCGUCAUCCCAGGUUUAAGUUUACAAGCUCCGUCUAGGAAACUGUAUCGGGUCAACCUGACGGCGACGCUGGGAACCUUUGACGUGGCAGCCGAGGUGGACGAGGUGACGAUCCAAGGCGAAGGGCAGGUGCACAUGUCCCUGUCGAGCCCUCGCCUCGACAACCUGAACCGGCAACUGCAGUUCGUCACCUACAGCAACACCAUCUUCAACCCCAACACGGCCGACACAGUGCAGCUCGAAACAGACGGACACCAGGCAUUUUUUGUCAUCAAAAUCCGACAUGCCACCAUCCCAAAACUAUACAGCUCUGAAGACCAGCCAGGCUGUAACAUCAGUGGCUUGGUGACUAUAGCAACCAAAACAUUUCUGAGGUAUGACAAGCUGAGGGAGCUGAUCUCGAGCGUUAGGAAGUAUUACCCCAAUGUCACCAUUGUCAUUGCGGAUGACAGCGACAAACCACAAAAGAUUGAAGGAGACUUCAUUGAGCAGUACUUCAUGCCGUUUGGGAAGGGCUGGUUUGCUGGGCGCAACUUGGCGAUUUCCCAAGUCACGACGAAAUAUCUGCUCUGGGUCGACGAUGACUUCAUUUUCACUGCAAACACCAAGCUGGAAAAGCUGGUGAACAUCUUGGAGAAGACAACACUGGAUUUGGUAAGAUGGCCACACCGAUCUCGGCACUAGCCAGCCGGAAAGCUU